Desarmillaria tabescens is the source of this 1606-nucleotide messenger RNA. RefSeq lists its product as uncharacterized. The record is from RefSeq and is a predicted model, not a curated record. NCBI's taxonomy places the organism in Eukaryota, Fungi, Basidiomycota, Agaricomycetes, Agaricales, Physalacriaceae. Bases 259 to 1410 code for a protein of 383 amino acids. The transcript has 4 exons.
GACUAUGGUGCGAUGGCUUUCAUUGGAAUCGUGUUUGUAGGUGGGUUUACUACGGUUAUUCCCUGGCCAGACUUGGGAAACCUUCGUGUUGAUUGGGUGAAAGAGAGAUUUGCUCAUUUCCGUGAGAUGGUGAGGGGAAGGAAGGAGACGCCGAAUCUUGUUGACUUGUAGAAACCUGUAUUGUCGUCAUUCAUUCAUUUCCUGUAAGUAAUCUGAGAGAGUAAAGAACUAGCAAGUACGGUAUCCGUUCCGCGUGUCAUGAUCGACAGCCUGAGCGGCCACGAGGCAGCAAACGGCCAAUUACGAUUUUUUCAGUUAUCGACAAUUCGCCGCCUGUUCUGCACGAGUCUGAGUCUCAAGAACAAGUCAAAAGGUAAGCUUUACUCGAAUUCUAUUCCUUCGAGAUUUGCUAGACGCCCUCGCGGCUCUUUGCGAAACUCACUCCGGAGCAGUCGGCCGGAUCGCAUACAGCCCGCUGCUGGCACCGACGACGACGACGCAGCCAGCAGUUUCUUCGUCGUGACUGCCGCCGAUCUUCCCAUCAGUCUUGACAGUCCCCAGCAACUGAUACUUAACUGGAACAGUGACAAGCCCAACGACCUAUCCGCGACACCUUACAGCACGUCGCCGCCUUCGGUCGUGAACAACGUUUCUGUGCUCAAUCGCCUCAGAAACUAUUCACGAGUUUCCAUUCUUCCUUCACAGAAGCGACGAAGGCAGCGCUUCCCCUUUCCUACGAACAAGGGUACAGAUCCCAUUCUCGACGACUUUCCUGACCCUCCUACUCAUAUUCCCACUCCCACCGACGCGACCUCAGUAGUCAAUUUCGUGCCACGCAGUGCCUCUUCCUUUGUUUCCGUCGACACUGCUCAAGAGACGCCCAAGAAACACAGUAUCUUUUCCAAAGAACGCUUCAAAUCGCUCACCAAGCGGGUAAAGUGGAGACGUCGACAGCCCAACCUCUCCCCUUUGCACGAGUUACCGAUCUCUAUCGAGAAGCCAUUACCACCGAUCCCUACUGAGGAGUACAAUCCUGACACGACUGUACCCCCAGUCAUCACCUACUGUCUGGUCGACCCGGUUGAGCUGACAGCAUCACCGUCACCGCGUAUUGGCCUUGACCUCUGUACUCCUUCUGCACGGACAUCCUUCAUCCCCCCUUCGCCUUCUUGGUUGAGCCGAAACCUUCCCACACCAUACGGAGUGCCCAGUCACGAUUCGACUGAUCCAGAAGACUCUGCGGUCCCAGCGUCACCUCCACCCCUCCCCAUACCCCCACGCCUCGCCGAUACCUCUCUUCAGGCAGAUUCCCCCCCUCUCUCCCCGCUCGAAGUCACCAGCUGGCUCACUCACCUUGAAACAUUCAAGUUUUCGAAGAACAACUCCACAGUCGUCUUUGAUUCAAUAUAGAUCACUAUCUCGGCGCUCAUCUGUGAAAUCCGUCUCUGCGCAGUCCUCCUUCUUCACAUACUCAGGCCAGUGAAAAGGAAAACCAGCAGCACUCGUCUCAGGACCAUUCAAGUCUUCUACUUAAGCCUUCCGGAUCAUCACCCUCACUCCCCCACGAAUCUCCGGCAAGCGCGAAACCUGGUUCCUCUCCUACCCU